Molecule: messenger RNA, 699 nt
Organism: Corylus avellana
Lineage: Eukaryota; Viridiplantae; Streptophyta; Magnoliopsida; Fagales; Betulaceae
Source: RefSeq, a predicted model, not a curated record
AUGCUUCCGACCCACGCUUCCACCUCCCGCUCUUCCUCUGCUCGGGAUACUACCCCCAAGGCCCCAUCCCAGCCAUUACCACGCCAUGGAAAGCAACAGAAGCUGAUCUUGGAAACAUCAUUUGUCGUCGACACCGUCUUCCAAAGCCUCCAAGCAACCAAGUGGGCAGUCAAAGAAUGCAGACGACACGGCCUCACCACCCUGUUCCAGCCAGUCAGCCCUGUUGCUUAUGAAGGGCUGGUUCCUAGCACAGAGAUUGACAAAACCCCUCCCAAGUUCUUCACACAUUGGGAUCCAGACUUUAAAAUUUUUAUGUUGCAAUUAUAUUUUAAAAUCAAGCCACUAGAGGCAAACAAACCUCAACCUGCCACUGCAGCCAACGGCACAGCGGCCCCUAGUGUCCCACCAAGGCCUUUGCCACCACCACCCCAAGGUCCAUCCCCACCACUUCCUCCAAUGCAAGGAAGGCCACCUGGUGCACCUCUUGGAAAUCCUCCUAGAGCCCCUCCUCAAAUGCCCGCUUCAUUCCCACGACCACCUCCUACAGCAAAUGGCCUUAGGCCCAUGCCUCCUAGUGGGACUCCACCUGUCCCUCCCCCACCUUUUGUUGGUAGCGGCAUGAUGGCGAAUUUCACUCCUGGUACUAGGCCUCCAAUGCCUCCCUCACAUGGUUUUCAAGCCCAACAGAUGCAAGGCUAG